AUGGUGUUCUUAGCAGAAUGUAAAAAUGAAAACGGCAAACAGGUAGCAGUAAAAUGUAUCGAAAAAAAAGCUUUAAAAGGAAAAGAAGAAGCUUUGGAGAAUGAAAUUCGAGUGCUUAGAAGAUUACAGCACCCGAACAUUAUUCAAUUAUAUGGUACCUAUGACGAAAAAGACUAUGUGUAUUUGGUUAUGGAACUUGUUACCGGCGGUGAACUGUUUGACAGAAUUGUUGCUAAGGGGUCGUUUACAGAGCAGGAUGCAUCAAAUUUGAUGAAGCAAGUUCUUGAAGCUGUCGCAUUUAUGCACCAAAAUGGUGUUGUUCAUCGAGAUCUGAAACCAGAGAAUCUGUUGUAUUAUAAUAAAGAUGAAGAUUCCAAAAUUAUGAUCUCGGACUUUGGUUUAUCAAAAACUGAAGAUUCUGGAGCUAUGGCUACAGCCUGUGGAACACCUGGAUAUGUAGCACCAGAGGUGCUACAACAAAAGCCUUACGGAAAAGCGGUGGACGUCUGGUCGAUUGGUGUUAUAGCAUAUAUUUUAUUAUGCGGGUAUCCACCGUUUUAUGAUGAAAAUGAUGCAAACCUAUUUGCGCAAAUUAUACGUGGCGAUUACGAGUUUGACUCACCAUACUGGGACGAAAUUUCUGACUCAGCCAAAGACUUCAUAUCCCAUUUGAUGUGUUGCGAUCCAGAACACAGAUAUACUUGUGAACAGGCAUUAGCACAUCCAUGGAUUAGUGGUAACACAGCCCGUGAUAAGGAUAUCCACUGUUUGGUUGCUCCACAUUUGAAAAAAAGUUUGGCGAAACGUCACUGGAAAAAAGCCUACAAUGCUACAGCAGCGAUCCGACAGUUGCAGAUGCUUCGUCUUUCAGCUUUAUCAAAUGCCGUAGCGUCAUCAAAUCGACAUAAACAUGAAACAGAAAAGGAUGAACAAACCAGUAAUGCAAAUUCAGAUUCUGUCGAAUAG
Enterobius vermicularis (human pinworm) is the source of this 966-nucleotide messenger RNA. The record is from the annotation of a GenBank genome assembly. NCBI's taxonomy places the organism in Eukaryota, Metazoa, Nematoda, Chromadorea, Rhabditida, Oxyuridae.